Molecule: messenger RNA, 1560 nt
Organism: Rotaria sp. Silwood2
Lineage: Eukaryota; Metazoa; Rotifera; Eurotatoria; Philodinida; Philodinidae
Source: the annotation of a GenBank genome assembly
AUGGCUAGUGAAAAUAUUGAUGAAAUAAAUUUGAAAGAUUGCUUACAAUUAUUUAUUGUUGCUGUUUCGGAUGCAAUUAAUAGUUUAGAACAACAACAAACACAAUCUAAUGAAAAAGAAAUAUUAAAUAAUCUUGAAAUACAAAUAAAAAAUCUAUUAGAUGAAAAACUUUCAUUAUUAUCAUUUCAAUGUCAAAAUUAUCUUUUUAAUAUAUGCAAACAAUAUAAUUAUAAUAUUCAAGAAAAAAAAUUUUCAAUAAUAUUAACAAAAGAAAUAUUAUUUUCAUUUAUACAUAAUCUUAAAUGUCGAUUAUUUUUACUUGAUGCUUGUCAAGCUGCAUGGAAUGGAAAUAAAAUUAUUGUUAAAAAUUUUAUUGAAAAUUAUUCGAUAUUAAAAGAUAAAUCGGGUCUUUAUGGAACAACUCUUUUAUAUUCUGCAGCUAGAAAUAAUCAUUUUAAUAUAGUUAAAUAUCUUAUUGAAAUAGGUAAAUGUUUAGUUAAUAUAAAAAAUGAAGAUUAUAAUGAAAUAAAUCAAGAAAUAACAUUUAAAGCAAGUACUGGUUCAACACCAUUACAUGCAGCUUGUUAUAAUGGACAUUUACAAAUAGUUAAAUAUUUAAUAGAACAUGGUGCUGAUUAUUUUAUAUUAAAUAAUUUUCAUGAAACUCCUAUACAAAAUGGACAAUUAAAAGUAGAUAUUCAAAAAUUUUUUAAAACUUUUCUUUUAAGUAAUUAUUCAAAAAGAUCAAAUAAUCUACCAAAUAAAACAAUACUUGAUGACCUUGAAAAAAAUAAAGAUAUUAUUGAUUGUAUUUGGGAAUAUAAAUCAUUACUUCAUGAUCAAUGGUUACCAGUUCCAACAGAUUUAUCAAAUCAACUUCAACAAUCUUUAAUUAUUAAUUCUGAUAAAAAAUUUCAAACUGAAAUUGAUUUAAAAACAUCAAAAGAUAUUUAUUAUGUUUCAUUUGCACAAUUUUUAUGUUCGAUUAUAAAUAAUAAUGAAGCAGAUAAUAUCAUGUGGUUACGUUGUAGAGGUUCAUCUUUACUUAAUUUUCAUUGUUAUUCACAAUGGCAAAUUAUGUUUAUUAAAUAUCCAACAAGUAUAGCAAAACUUUCAGUGUCAAUACAAAUAUUUAAUAUGACAACAACAAAUACAAUACAACUUAAUUCAUGGUAUAAUGCUAAUACAAAAAUAAAUUUUCUAUUCGAAAGAGCAAUAAAUUAUCGACGAAAAUAUAUAAUUAUUAAUUUAGAUUUUAUUAAUAAUGAACAAAUUAUAUUUGAUCUUGAAAAUUUUACAUUUACAAAUCAACAAAAUACAAUUAAAGGUUUUUUAAGAUGGAUACCAAAAAUAAUAAUCAAUAAUAAUCAUAAAUUAAUAAUUGUUGAUAAUUUUCAAUUAUCUGCUAAUUCAGAUUUAAUAUUAUUAACUACAUCCUAUUUAAAACAAGCACAACAUAAUGGAAUUAUUUCAAUAGAUGAAAUCAAUCAAUAUGAAUUGAAAUAUGAAAAUGAUUUUCAUGAUGAAAUUUUAGAUUUUUCAAAUGAGGUUAGAAUUUAA